AUGGGCUUGCUGCAGGGCCUUCUCGAAGCAAGAAAGCUGCUAUUGGUCAUCUGUGUGCCGCUGCUGCUGCUGCCUCUGCCCACCAUCUACCCCACCAGUGAGGCUGCGUGUGCUUAUGUGUUGCUUGUGACCGCCGUGUACUGGGUGUCCGAGGCGGUGCCUCUUGGAGCAGCAGCCCUCGUACCUGCCUUCCUCUACCCGUUCUUCGGAGUUCUCCGAUCCAGUGAGGUGGCGGCCGAGUACUUCAAGAACACCACACUGCUGCUGGUGGGUGUCAUCUGCGUGGCGGCCGCCGUGGAGAAGUGGAAUUUGCACAAGCGCAUCGCCCUGCGUAUGGUCUUGAUGGCUGGAGCCAAGCCAGGCAUGCUGCUGCUGUGUUUCAUGUGCUGCACCACCAUGCUGUCCAUGUGGCUCUCCAACACCUCCACCACCGCCAUGGUGAUGCCCAUCGUGGAGGCCGUGCUGCAGGAGCUGAUCAACGCCGAGGAGGAGCAGCUGGUAGCGGGCACCUCCAUCCCUGAGGAGGCGGAGCUUAUGGGUCUUGAUGUAAACAACAGACAAACUUCUGUGGAACUCAUCUUUGUCAACGAAGACACACCAACUGCAGACUUCACUUCUCUGAUGCAGAACAAGAACCUAAACGGUGUGCCCAUGGUCACCAAACCUGUCCAAACAACAAACCAGCAGCAACCAAAGAGGCAGCAUUCAUCACAGGAGAAGCCAGGAGUCCUGACCUCCAGCUCCAAGAACCAAGAACCGAACAGGAAGAAGUACAGAUCCCACCACGACCAAAUGAUCUGCAAGUGCCUUUCUCUGAGCAUAUCCUACGCCGCCACCAUUGGUGGCCUGACCACCAUUAUUGGCACAUCCACCAGCCUCAUCUUCCUAGAGUAUUUCAACAACCAGUACCCAGCGGCAGAGGUGGUGAACUUCGGGACCUGGUUCCUCUUCAGCUUCCCCAUCUCCCUCCUCAUGCUGGUGGUCAGCUGGUUCUGGAUGCACUGGCUCUUCCUGGGCUGCAACUUUAAAGAGACCUGUUCUCUGAGCAAGAAGAAGAAGACCAAACGGGAAGAGCUGUCGGAGAAGAGGAUCCGGGAGGAAUAUGAAAAGCUGGGAGACAUUAGUUACCCUGAAAUGGUGACUGCAUUUUUCUUCAUCCUGAUGACGGUGCUGUGGUUUACCAGGGAGCCUGGCUUUGUCCCUGGCUGGGAUUCGUUCUUUGAAAAGAAAGGCUACCGCACUGAUGCCACAGUCUCUGUAUUCCUGGGCUUCCUGCUCUUCCUCAUUCCAGCAAAGAAGCCGUGCUUUGGGAAGAAGAGAGACGGGGCAAGCCAGGAGCCCACCCAGGGGAUAGAGCCCAUCAUCACAUGGAAGGACUUCCAGAAAACUAUGCCCUGGGAGAUUGUCAUCCUGGUAGGAGGAGGUUAUGCCCUGGCAUCUGGCAGCAAGAGCUCGGGCCUCUCCACGUGGAUCGGGCACCAGAUGCUGUCUCUGAGCAGCCUCCCACCGUGGGCUAUCACUCUCCUGGCAUGUGUCCUGGUGUCCAUUGUCACAGAGUUUGUCAGCAAUCCAGCCACCAUCACCAUCUUCCUGCCCAUCCUGUGCACCCUGUCGGAAACGCUGCACAUCAAUCCACUGUACACCCUGGUCCCCGUCACCAUGUCUAUCUCCUUUGCUGUGAUGUUGCCUGUGGGCAACCCCCCCAAUGCCAUCGUCUUCAGCUACGGGCACUGCCAGAUCAAAGACAUGGUGAAAGCUGGCCUGGGAGUCAAUGUCAUUGGCCUGGUGAUAGUGAUGGUGGCCAUCAAUACUUGGGGAGUCAGCCUCUUCCACUUGGACACUUUCCCAGCCUGGGCUAAGGUCAGCAACAUCACCGAUCAGACCUAACACAAGUGGACAGUUAACCAGCACAUCCAGAGCUGAGCCACAGGCAAACUAAGCCAGCAGGCGCGCACAGCCCAGACCGCCCAGACCCGUAUGGAGGACAUCCCUGUCACCAGAUUCCUCCACCUGCCACCAGAUGUGUGGGUGUGUCUCCUUCCCAGCCUGCUUCCCCUAGAACCAACUCUCAAGAAAGCUUCUCUCUCUCU
Molecule: messenger RNA, 2090 nt
Organism: Arvicola amphibius (Eurasian water vole)
Lineage: Eukaryota; Metazoa; Chordata; Mammalia; Rodentia; Cricetidae
Gene: Slc13a4
Product: solute carrier family 13 member 4
Exons: 16
Coding region: 1-1887 (628 amino acids)
Biological process (GO): monoatomic anion transmembrane transport
Cellular component (GO): membrane
Molecular function (GO): transmembrane transporter activity
Source: RefSeq, a predicted model, not a curated record